AUGUCCCACGGGAUCCGGUCCGAUCGAUGCCCCUAUGCGAAGAACCAGAGCAGUGACCACAGGCCCAUGCGCACAUCGAAGUGUGAUGCUGUCGCGAGGUUCACGAUUUUGGCAAGUGAUAAAAGCAGGCAAGUGACAGUAAGGCUAAAGCAUGUAGAUGCCGUAUUCUACAGCGCGUGGGAUUUGCUGAAGGUCUUGACCGAGGACAAUACCCACGAGUCCAUCUCCUUUUCGGACGCGCCCGAGAUUGCCGACAGGCUCAAAUGGAUUUUUGUCGAGGAACCGGCCAUCAUCGACGUGUCGGCAGAGGCCCUCAGGCAGCGGUUCAGGGAGUGGGCGCUUGCCGAGAACCCAGGUGGCAUCCCAAACUUACCGCAGGGUUAUUCGCUGAGCUGGCCGAAGAUGGCGCUUGCAUGUGUCUCCAACCUACCCAUCCCCGAUCGGCCAUAUGCUCAACAUCCAUGGGGCGAGACAUCCCUGAAGACACAACCUGACCGCCAAUUGGUGGCCAGGUCGAGCAUAGCACCAACGGCAUCAAGGGUCUCAGCAACAGCUCCUCCACCCUCCCACGAUUCCGUGCAGGUACUUUUGAUAGUACAGGUGCUUGGCAGCGAGGUCCGCGCUCGUAUGAAACUGGGGCUUAGAGGAGUCAUUGCUAGCCAUUAUGGCCGAAAGCUGGCUGUGAUCAUGUAUGAGGUGGAGCUGCUCACAAAAGGAAGGGGUCGGCAUCGCACCAUUUCGGCGCCCAAGGUAGGCUCAGUUGGUAGAGAUAAUGGAGACAGCCACCGCGGCAGACAAUCCGACGAAACCUGGGCGGGCUCACCUGAGAAUAUCGACGGCCCCGAUCAUGGCAAGCAGAACAGGAUGGCAGGCACUCCUGCAACUACCUUGGCUACUUAA
Pyricularia oryzae 70-15 is the source of this 900-nucleotide messenger RNA. RefSeq lists its product as uncharacterized. Lineage: Eukaryota; Fungi; Ascomycota; Sordariomycetes; Magnaporthales; Pyriculariaceae. Bases 1 to 900 code for a protein of 299 amino acids. The record is from RefSeq and is a predicted model, not a curated record. The transcript has 6 exons.